AUGCAAUCUCGCCGAAAACCCGUCUGUGACGCCUGUCGGGCGCGCAAGAAACGAUGCGAUGGAGCACGCCCGCGUUGUGAAUCGUGCGAGAAAUGGGAUCAACCUUGCCACUACAGCGACAACUCCUGGCGCCGCACUGAGAGAGUACACGGCCCGUGGGCUGCUCCUUCUGCCCGCCGCAUAUCUACUGCCACCAUUACUGCCUUUUCCCCACCACAACCCUCAACCACCGCCGACUUCUGGUCACCAUCUUCUCACCCCUUAUCCACCCCAGACCCUGCAAACGAUUGGCUGAACGAUGUUCUGUCUUUUCCUGCCUCCACCGACUAUUGGUCGAGUACCGACGUGAUCAGCUGGCCGAAUUCCUUACACGGCGAGAGUCAGUCUGCUGAGCCGACUUGCCUUCCCUCAAUUCCUCGCAUCAUCGAACUCGUCGACUUGUUCUUCUCCCACUUUCAUGUCUUUGUUCCUUGUCUGCACGAGAAAUCCUUCCGAGAAACAAUAUACAACUUCCAGAAUCUGCCAGGAGACCCUUCCGCCGUCCUAGUCUACACUGUGCUUGCAAUCGCGGCAAGCAUGCAUUCCGACCCAUCUACAAAGGCUUGUCAGGACGACUGGUUCUCAAAGGCAAAAGAGCUCUAUAAACGUUCUAAGAAAAUACAUCCCAAGUCUACACAACUCGUUCAAGCUGCUGCUUGUAUCAUGUUUCAAGCCAUGGUGUCGGGCGAUACCCAAGGCCUCUGGUGGACGAUGGGAGACGCUUGGAAGCGGGCAUGCUCAAUCGGCUUCAACCGUAUCGAUGUUGCCAAUCCGCCAAGCCUGACUGCGCCUGCUCGGGAGACGGAGGAGUGUCGGAGGGCUAUAUGGACGAUUUUCAUCGUGGACAGGGGUACAAAUUUCCCCUGCGGCGUACCUCAUGCCAUUGACGAUCGUCAAUUUCUUGUGAACCUGCCUAUUCAUAACGAUCUGUUCAGAGGAACUGGAAUUUUGACUUCCGAAUCUGCUCAAUCCGUACCCUUUACCCGCUCUUUAAACUCUCUCAUCACCUCAAAGUACGACCUGGAUAAGCCUGUACCUAUGAUACAUCACCUCAUCAAGGCAUAUAUCAUCAUGGGCCGCAUAGCAGAACAUUCCUUCUCAUUACAUCCUGCAUCCGAGGCAGACUUGAUUGAUCAGGAAUUCAACGAUCUCGAUGCGAUACUUGUCCGCUUUCGACUCAGUCUACCCCUUACUGCAACAGACCUCUCCUGCACCUCCCCACUCGACUACAAAACAGUCGUUUGGUUCACCGCCAUACUACAUGGAAGCACAAUCCUGCUUCACUAUCGUGCAGCUUCUUCAGUUUGUACAGGUAGAUACUGCGGCAGCAGCAAUGGCAGUAGUAGCGAGAGUUUUCUGCCAGCGCGCUCCAGCUGGAGACUCUGCGUAGCAGCCGCUCGUGACAUCAUUCAGCUGAUCAAAGACGCUUCUCGCAUCGCCACUAAUACCCUCGUCAACCCUCACCUCUCGGCCAUCCUCUGCCUUUGCAGCCGAGUCCUCCUCAUCCAAUGGCACUACACGACCGACCGUAGUUUCAGAAACGACAUCGACUUGGUCCUGCUGGUAUUUGAACGGAUGUCAGAGGUUUUUCCCGUGCUCGGGCGCAAGUUUUGCGAUCGUAUCCGCAACGACCUACACCUAAGUUGCAAGGAUGUGCAAACAAUGUAUGAAUCUGGAUCGAAAGAGUUAUUGGAACAAUGUUCGGCCUGGAGGUUAGUUUAGCAGUAUUGCAGGGCGUGCAGUUUCG
Aplosporella prunicola CBS 121167 is the source of this 1786-nucleotide messenger RNA. RefSeq lists its product as uncharacterized. Gene Ontology annotation, molecular function: DNA binding; zinc ion binding; DNA-binding transcription factor activity, RNA polymerase II-specific. Gene Ontology annotation, biological process: DNA-templated transcription; regulation of DNA-templated transcription. The transcript is spliced from 2 exons. Gene Ontology annotation, cellular component: nucleus. The record is from RefSeq and is a predicted model, not a curated record. NCBI's taxonomy places the organism in Eukaryota, Fungi, Ascomycota, Dothideomycetes, Botryosphaeriales, Aplosporellaceae. Bases 1 to 1761 code for a protein of 586 amino acids.